GACUUUGCCUUUCUCUUUUCCAGGUCAUGAGCCUCAAUUGCUCCUUGUGGCAGGAUAACAGCAUGUCUGUCAAACGCUUUGCAUUUGCCAAAUUCUCUGAAGUCACUGAACAGUGUUUCCUCCUGUUUACCCUCAUCCUACUCAUGUUCUUAGCAUCACUGACAGGAAAUGCUCUCAUAGCCCUCACCAUCAGGACAAACCCAGUCCUCUGCACUCCCAUGUACUUCUUUCUGGCCAACUUGUCCCUCUUGGAAAUUGGCUACACUUGCUCUGUCAUACCCAAGAUGCUACAGAGUCUCGUGAGUGAGGCUCGAGGGAUCUCUCGGGAGGGUUGUGCCACACAGAUGUUUUUCUUUAUAUUAUUUGGUAUUAGUGAAUGCUGCCUGUUGGCCGCCAUGGCUUUUGACCGCUAUAUAGCCAUAUGCUCUCCACUCCACUAUGCAACACGAAUGAGUCAUGAGGUGUGUACCCAUUUGACAAUAGUUUCUUGGGGGGUGGGAUGCAUGGUCAGUCUGGGCCAAACCAACUGUAUUUUCUCCUUAGACUUCUGUGGUCCCUGUGAGAUAGACCACUUCUUCUGUGACCUCCCACCCAUCCUGGCACUUGCUUGUGGGGAUACGUCCCAUAAUGAAGCUGCAGUCUUUGUGGUGGUCAUUCUUUGUAUUUCCAGCCCAUUUUUACUGAUCAUUGCUUCCUAUGGAAGAAUUCUAGCUGCUGUGCUGGUCAUGCCAUCGCCUGAAGGCCGCCAUAAAGCUCUUUCCACCUGUUCUUCCCAUCUGCUGGUAGUAACACUAUUCUAUGGCUCAGCAUCAGUCACCUACCUGAGGCCCAAAGCUAACCAUUCACCAGGAGUGGACAAACUCCUAGCUCUUCUCUAUACAGUGGUGACAUCCAUGCUCAACCCCAUCAUCUGUAGUUUACGGAACAAGCACAUCAAGGCAGCCCUCAGAAGAACUCUGGGCAAGAAAAAGUUUUGACUCAUGGGUAGGUAUGCGAGGAUCAUGCAAAUCUGCUCUUUGGAAAGGAUGCACACACAGCCCAAGAGUAAACAAAUAAACUAACAAAAUUACUGUGCACUCUUCUACCUGUCUUAUAAGGAGCUUAUUUAAUAACAGUAAUUGCAAUUUUGAAGGCAUCUGUGUACUCACAACUAAAGUCCUGAUUGUUAACUUCUGAAAGGAGAUCAGAUACUGGAAAAACUUGAAAGAUGAGUCCAACACUGAUCAGGUUUCCCAAAAUAUUUUUAUCUAGGCACAGAGUAUAAAUUCCCUGGUUAUGU
Trichechus manatus latirostris (Florida manatee) is the source of this 1279-nucleotide messenger RNA. RefSeq names its product olfactory receptor 10C1-like. Gene Ontology annotation, cellular component: plasma membrane. Gene Ontology annotation, biological process: G protein-coupled receptor signaling pathway; detection of chemical stimulus involved in sensory perception of smell. The transcript has a single exon. Bases 27 to 977 code for a protein of 316 amino acids. The record is from RefSeq and is a predicted model, not a curated record. NCBI's taxonomy places the organism in Eukaryota, Metazoa, Chordata, Mammalia, Sirenia, Trichechidae. Gene Ontology annotation, molecular function: G protein-coupled receptor activity; olfactory receptor activity.